CCGGCUGCCCUAUCCUGGAAAGCUUGCUAAUUCACGAGUUGGGCCACCCUCGACUAUCGUCUAUCGGUGUGCAUUCUUGUUGGCAGCUGCAAAUCGUCUCCCCUAGCCUCAGAAGCAUCGGUGUGCAUUCUUCUUGGCUGGGUCACAGGUUAGCCAUAGUCAUCGAGGAUGCCCCAUGUCUAGAAAGACUGCUAUAUUUUGAAGGGAUGAAGGUGGACAUUUCGGUAAUCUCUGCGCCAAGAUUUGUUAUUUUGGGAGACCUCUUUCAGAAUUGGCGUCCUACAUUUGGGGGUAAUGCAACCUUUUUUCAGGGAUCAACUGUUGAUAGCAUGACGGCCGUGUUACCUAGUGUGAAGGUUUUAUCUUUAUCUGAUGUCAAAGUUUGUUUGGAUGCGGCUAUUAAUUUAGUGAAGUGCUUUCCCCACAUGGAGAGGUUGUAUAUCAAGGCACAAACUCUGUGGUUGAAACCGAAAGGUGUGUCGUAUCAUAAAUACCAAAACCUUAUUCGCACCCUUGACAUCGGUGUGAGGAAAAUUGUGCUAGUAAACUAUGAAGGAAGCAAGUCACAUAUUAACUUUGUCAAGCUUUUUGUAUCAAAUGCCAAAGUGUUGGAGUCACUGAGGCUUGAGUUAGCAAUCACAAAUGUUAGCGAUUGUUGGAUUGCAAGACAGCAUAAGCGGCUCCAUAUUGAAAAGAGGGCUUCCAGGGGUGCACAGAUCGCUUUUGUAUCCCCUAACACGAUGAUUGGUCCACCUGAUGAGCUUCUAAGUGCUGAGAAAGUACAUGAUCUGUCAACCGACCCUUUUCAAAGGUUUCAUUAGUAGGUCUAAUGGCAUUUGGUUUUUAAGCUGGAUGAAUAUUCAGUGAGAUUUAUCUUGCAGUGUGCUAAUAUGUAUUUCUCCUUUGCUUAUACACUGGUUUGUGAACUGAUGAUUUGGUGCUAUAUUCUUUUUUAAACA
Molecule: messenger RNA, 959 nt
Organism: Sorghum bicolor (sorghum)
Lineage: Eukaryota; Viridiplantae; Streptophyta; Magnoliopsida; Poales; Poaceae
Exons: 3
Coding region: 207-821 (204 amino acids)
Source: RefSeq, a predicted model, not a curated record